CACAUUCCAGCUGCAGACAAGCUGUUAUUUCUCUUCCCCUUUUAAAGAGAGCUUCCACUUUGUCUCUAUCUCUUGGGCUAAGCGCAUCACACUGAUCAGGUUCUUACUCCAGCUUUGAGGAUUUGUUUCUACCAUUGUCAACAAACAUGAAGCUUGCUAUUAUCUCCUUGCCAAUUCUGGUUUUCUGUGUUGGCACGUUGGCACAGGGGCCUGAUACAGAACAAGAGAUACCCUUUCAGAACAAAGACAAGGAAGCUUGCGUCAUGCAAACCAGUGGUCAAGGUGAAAUCAGGCUAAAAAUCGAAUGCAAAAGUGGAGACGACACAUAUUCCUGUGAGUUUACAGGAAAACCUUCUUACUGCAGAGCUUAUAACAAGGAUCGUAGUGCUUUUUGGAACCAACUAAGCCAAGAUCUGAAGAAGAUGAGCAAACCAUGUUCAGCUCCACUGAUAAAGAACAGCUUGUGCCCAAGGGCCCCCUCCCAAUCCCAGUUCAAGCCGGCAGAUCCAAGCCAACCAUCUGACACCAAGAAACCCGCACCUACAAAGAGCAAAGAAGAAGAUGAAGAGAACCCUAAAGCCAUGAAGGUUGCUAAGGAACACUGCUCAUGGUUUUUCCAGAAAUUCUGCUCCUAUAUGGUGGAAAUAUUUAUGAAUUAAAGAGGGAGAGCUCCAGACGAUGAUGACAUCACAUGCGUGAGGAAUGAUUUUGUUCCUUUUUUGGUCAGUGGGGCUGUCUUUGUAAAUAAUACAGUUCCGGCUGUUAUUUUAGAAAUCUUAACAGCGCUUCCUUCAGAAUCCCUGUACACAGAAUAUGCAGAACUUCAACUGUGCAAACGUGGAAUCUCAAGUAUAUAUAUAAAACAUACAUGCUUCUGUACAUUGUAAAUUCUUAGCAUUAAUUAUAUAGUAAUGUGAUUGCUUUUAUGUUAUUUUUCUGAUUGUUAAAAAAGCCAUUGCUAUAAAUAAUUACUUUUUAAAUUUUUUUUAUAUACUUUCACAAAUUUUAUCACAACAAUAAAA
Messenger RNA from Spea bombifrons (plains spadefoot toad), 1022 nucleotides. It is a transcript of the gene FGFBP2, whose product is annotated as fibroblast growth factor binding protein 2. The record is from RefSeq and is a predicted model, not a curated record. NCBI's taxonomy places the organism in Eukaryota, Metazoa, Chordata, Amphibia, Anura, Pelobatidae. Bases 147 to 659 code for a protein of 170 amino acids. The transcript has 2 exons. Gene Ontology annotation, biological process: cell-cell signaling. Gene Ontology annotation, molecular function: growth factor binding.